CCCUACUAUUUUAGUCUACUCCUAUACGACCGUAUAGGGACGGAUAAGUUGUCUCGUACCUAUACGCUAGCGGCGCACUACCGUAUACGCAUCUACUAUCUCUCCCUCACCGAGCCCGACCUACGGCCGGGUACGCUACAGAAUUUACUCGAGGUAAUCUCGCCGAAUUCCAUCUUGCUACUCGAAGAGAUCGAUUAG
Molecule: messenger RNA, 198 nt
Organism: Exophiala aquamarina CBS 119918
Lineage: Eukaryota; Fungi; Ascomycota; Eurotiomycetes; Chaetothyriales; Herpotrichiellaceae
Exons: 1
Source: RefSeq, a predicted model, not a curated record